Messenger RNA from Juglans regia (Persian walnut), 754 nucleotides. RefSeq names its product zinc finger protein ZAT11-like. The record is from RefSeq and is a predicted model, not a curated record. NCBI's taxonomy places the organism in Eukaryota, Viridiplantae, Streptophyta, Magnoliopsida, Fagales, Juglandaceae. Gene Ontology annotation, biological process: response to stress; response to chitin. Bases 196 to 687 code for a protein of 163 amino acids. The transcript has a single exon.
AGUUACAACCUUAUCCUAAACGUUGGACGUAAGUCCCAACUUGUUCCCCAAGAAAUCUAAGGGCAGAUCUGUCAUCCCACCUACUCAUCAGUUAAAUCGUACUAUUAUAUAUAUGCAACCACCCACCGCAAAUCCUACUUCGUCACCAAUUAGCUUAGCAGAUUUAUCUAUCUUGGCAUUGAAUUUCUUAGAUCCAUGAAGAGAGGGAGAGAGGACGGAAAUGAGCUAGAGACGGCAGAUAUGGCGGCCAAUUUCUUGAUUCUACUCUCCAGAGUCGGCGAAAUUGACGCCACCAGAAAUACACGCAAUAGUACUUCUAGUACUGCUCGUGCUUUUGUCUGCAAGACGUGCAACCGGCAGUUCCCGUCGUUCCAGGCACUGGGAGGGCACAGGGCGAGCCACAAGAAGCCGAGGCUGAUGGCCGGAGACCUAUUUCACCGCAUCCCGACAUCGCCGGUGAGGCCGAAGAGUCACGAGUGCUCCGUAUGUGGGCUCGAGUUCGCGAUCGGACAGGCGCUGGGCGGGCACAUGAGGAGGCACAGGGCAGCCAUAAGUCAUGAAGGCAUGGUGAUCAAACACGCCGUGCAGGCCAAGCCGGUCAUGAAGAAAUCAAGUAGUAAAAGGGUUUUGUGCUUGGAUUUGAACUUGACGCCGGUGGAAAAUGAUCUCAAGUUGUCCAGUUGGUGAUGAUGGGUAUAGAUCAGAUUGUUUUUGUUGAAACUUUUCGAUACAUAUAUACGGUUAAUUUAGUUGA